Molecule: messenger RNA, 4461 nt
Organism: Strongylocentrotus purpuratus (purple sea urchin)
Lineage: Eukaryota; Metazoa; Echinodermata; Echinoidea; Camarodonta; Strongylocentrotidae
Product: phosphatidylserine lipase ABHD16A-like
Exons: 19
Coding region: 68-1666 (532 amino acids)
Biological process (GO): phosphatidylserine catabolic process; monoacylglycerol catabolic process
Cellular component (GO): endomembrane system
Molecular function (GO): glycerophospholipase activity; monoacylglycerol lipase activity
Source: RefSeq, a predicted model, not a curated record
CCUUCUCUCUCUAGAUCUACUGGAAGUUCUAGCUACAGUAAAGGUCUACAGACAAUCAAAAAAGAAAAUGGCUUCACUUGUACGGUGUAUCUUUGGAGCAAGGCUGUACAGAACGAAUUCUCAUGGAACAGUUAAGGGUCAUGAUUACCAACCCAAUUCUGUUGAGAAGCACAGUGACAAUAUCAUCAAGCUGAUUUCAUUUUGCUGGUCAUUUGGAUACUACACAUCUCCAAUAAUCUUAACGAUCUUGUAUCGAAGAGGUUACUUCAGCCUGGAUGGGGCUUUGAGUCUUGGAAAGUUUGGUGGCAUGGUACUACUUGCAUUAUGUGGAGCCUACUAUGUCAGAGGUUUAGGAAGAGUUAGUAAUCCAGAGUACGGGACUUUCAUCAGUCUACUGGAUGAGAUCAAUAGGAAUGAACAGAAUGAGAAGAGGAAAGAGUUGCAGAUCUAUGAUUUCGAAUUUGCUGCUUGGCCAGUCGAUUAUCAGUGGAGUGAAAGUGCCAGCCAGCCGCUGUGGAAGGACCAGUCCUCUCCAGGCUCCCAGAGAUCCCGGGGUGCUGUUGAAUGGCUUGGUGGGUUGCCAUGCCAACUGCUUGGUUACCUGGCCAUUCACAGCUUUGGGUGCAGGAUAGUGUAUCCAGGAAGCACAGCUCUGCUCAAUGCAGCGAUAGGUUCUCAGCUUCUUCUCGGGAGGAUGAAACUGGUUGAGAAGGACCACGGGAAGAGAGCUAAACUCAGGACCAAAGAUGGCAACUCUAUCGACACCAUGUUUGUAGACAGGAGACUCAAGACAGUAUUCCCCAAUGGACAAAAACUGGUGAUUACGAGUGAAGGAAAUGCAGGAUUUUACGAGAUAGGGUGCAUGGAGACACCCCUCAAAGCUGGAUAUUCUGUGCUUGGAUGGAACCACCCUGGAUUUGGAGGGAGUACUGGGUCACCGUUUCCCGAGUCUGAAGGCAACGCCAUUGCAGCGGUCAUGCAGUACGCAGUGGACGAGCUUGGCUUUGCGUACGAUGACAUCAGUCUGUUUGCCUGGUCUAUAGGAGGAUUCGCUACGUCAUGGGCGGCCAUGAAUUAUCCGCAGCUUUCAUUUGUUAUUGUAGAUGCAACAUUUGAUGAUCUUAUACCUCUUGCUAUAGCUAAGAUGCCGCAAAGUUUGUCAUAUUUUGUUGCUUCAACAAUAAAGACAUACAUGAACAUGAAGAUAGCAGACAACCUUAGCAACUACAAGGGUCCCCUGAGGAUAGUUCGAAGAACAAAGGAUGAAAUCAUUAUAACAUCUGAAUUUCCUGAUGUAGCAUAUAACAGAGGGAAUGAUCUACUAAUCAAGAUAUUACAAUCAAGAUAUCCGAAGCUGUUAGAUGAAGAGGUGACAAAAGUUUUACGGCAAUUCAUCAGCAUUUCAGAUCAACUUAGCAUGUUAUCCAUGUAUUCAGCGUUUGACGUAGAAGACUCCGCCUGCUUACGGGUUCUUAAAGACUAUGCUGACAAGCACUCUACCAAGUUCCCCAUGCUCAUAGGUGAAGACAUGACUCAUGCAAGGAAGGUGCAAUUGACUUUGUACUUGAGCACAAAGUACAUGACAGACUUUGACUCCACUCACUGUUCCCCCCUGCCAGCAUCUUACUUCCUGCCCCCAUGGUCUCUGGACGACGAGAUGAAUUGAUAGCCGCCCCACUCCCCCCCCCCCUUCCCCCUGGUUCACUCUCGGUGGCAAAACCUCGCCCCUCUUCCUACCCCCAUGGACUUUGGACGACGAGAUGAAUGGAUAGCCCCCUCCCCCGCCCCCCACCCUCCCCCUCCCUCCCCCUCCAUUCUUGCUUCACUCUCGGUGGCAAAACCUCGCCCCCCUCUUAACACACUCGCCAGGAUCAAGUACAGUACCAUCUUACCCAAUUUUGACGAGAUGAAAUCAGUGCCCCCCCCCCCUCCCCUUAUUGCUUAGUUUCAGUCCCGCAUUCGCUUCUCUAAGCACACCAUGAAAGGAUCUUGCUGAGAUGAAAUAGGGCUACCCUCUCUCCACUUUGGGUCACUAUCCUUGCUUCUCUCAAAUCACCCAGCAUAUUACUUCCAACCUCUGGGGGCUGUGGAUAAUGAGAUGAAGUAUAAUUACCCCUCCCCCACCUCCCUCCCCUCCACUCCAAUCACUGUCAGUCGCACAUCCGACCCUCUAGCACGCCGCUGAAAGGAUGUCGUACCUCAAUGGACCGUUGUAAUGAGAUGCAAAGAGCAGCCCCUUAUCCCUUAUCCCUUACCCAUUUCCUUGAGGGUUUGUAUCAUCAGUUUGCUGAAAUAGUACGAAAAUAGACUGGAUCUAAGAGCUUCGUGUUGGGGCUGGCAGCAUGCACAGAGACUGAGUAAAGCUUUAUUUCUUGGGUUUUGACACGAUUGUGAAGAGUAGUGCUUAUCAAUGAGAUUUAAACCUAUUGAGGCUUCAUGCACGAAUAAAUAUGAUCCAUUGACAUGUCGUGGGAUCUUUGUGUGUGCAAUCUAGUUCUUCACUAGAAAUAAUAAUGAUGAUUGUACAAUAUAUGUAGAUGACACGUCACCCAACUAUGGAUCACAUGGUUCAAGUCCUGUUGCAACAAUAACGUCCUUUGGCAAAGACAUUAAUCUACAUUUGCCGCUCUCCACCUACGAGUUCAAUAGAUACCCAGAAUACUCCCCAGGGUGUGGAGCGUGUGCACUAUCAUGUUCGGAUUAGCAAUUGAAUCCUUUAACCGGGAUGAUCAUAAUUACAACAUAAAGCGCUCAGAAACGUAAUAUCAAGCACUAUCCGAACUUGAAUAUUACUAUAUAUGAACGUGCAUGGGUCAAUAGGAGGAUAAGCAAGAAAUCAAGUGGAAUACAAUGUGCUUGAUCCAAAGCACGUUCAGAUAUGGCGCGGUAAACCACCGCAUAAAAGCAGCGGCAUACUUAUAACAUGUAAAUGAAUGGCGUACAUAAUAAUAAUAAUAAUAAUAAUGAACGUUACUUGUAUAGCACAUAUCACUAACACAAAAAAGUUCCUAUGCUCUUAAUAGGAAAGAAGGAAAUAGAGAUAGGGCAGAAUAAAAAUAAACAUUUAUGCCUGAUAUGGGAGUUGUUGCUACCUUGUUUGGCGUUCAACAAUAAGGGAUAGAGCAACGUCGAUCUGGCGCUGCUCAGUGGCUGCCGGGCUCACGAUCAAUUGGGCAAAAAGAAUUUCCGUUUUGGUUUAAGUCUACAGGAUCACACAGAACUCGCUCUCAACUAUCAAUCAUCAUUAUUUAAUAAAAUUUGGAUUGGACUAUUAGGCUAUUAUUAUUAUUAUGAUUACAUGAAAAAAAUUAAUUACAAACAACGACAAUGAUAUACAUAGUAUGCAUGCCUGGUUGCUAUCUGAUUUUGCAAAAAGUAAAAAUUUAAAGUAGAAUAGAUCCUGAAGAAGAUGCAUGUAAAUUCUUUCAAAACAAAACAAAGUGUGGAUUUGAAACUUUAGAACAGGGAUAUGAUUAGAAUUAUAUGAAAUUUAUGUUCUUUCCAUGCAGAUAUUAAUAUGCAAUACAUAUAAAGUUUGUCUGCUUUUGAUAUAAAUGUAGUUAUUUCUCUUCUUUGAGAUACAUUUAGUUAAUGAAUAAAUAGAAUGUGUUAAAACGGUGUUGCAUGUAAAUUAUAUGUGAAAAUGGUAAUGAUAUUUAUUUGAGUCUUUUCUUUGAUCAUGUUUGGCUUAUAUAUUGAAAUUAAUAAAAAUUCAUCUUUUUGAAGCCAGAAGGGCAUUAACUCAUAUACAUGAACAAAGAUUUAAAGCCCUUCCGGCUCUCAACAGCAAUAUUUCCUCUUUGGUCAUCAUGGAUGUUGACGUUUCGCUCAAUUUUCAAGAUUUUGCUGUAUUUAAAUAUUCUGUCGAAUUCCAGCCAAAUGUGAACGAUGCCAAAUGUUGUCUCCGAAUUAUUAUUAUUUUGUUUUUGUUUGUUAAUAAAGUGAGUCACUGUUCUGUAUAAAGCUUUGAGAGAAUCAUUAACGAAUAUGUCAUGUCACUCAUAGAGGUGCAUACUCUUGAAAGCUGAAUGUAUUUAUCUGAAUUUAUGCAAAAUAGGGCCAAAUUUUGAUGAAAGAUUCUCUUGCCGAGGCGCUAUCAGUAGACACGCUUUUCUAGAUGAUAUCGUUUGCAUGGAGGCACUUGCUGCUUCCCUAGCUGCGCUGUUGGUUGUCGCAUCGGUUCCUCAGUCUGCGAAGUGGAAAUUAGACAUUGGGUUACGCACUGUUGGCAAGUUGACCAAGAGAUGGCGCUGUGCAGUAAACUACACUAGGACAGAAAUUUCAUCAGUUCAGUAUUGCUUUACAAGACCUGCAUUAGAGCAUUUUAAGUUGCUUUUUUUCAUAAGAGUGUGUUUCAUUUGUAUGCCUUGGCUCAUACAUGUUUGUACAAUGUAUAUAGUACAAUGUUUAUUUGUGAUUGUAUAUUAAAAGUAAUACGGAAAAAGAAUGUCAUGAAUAUAU